Messenger RNA from Plasmodium inui San Antonio 1, 4254 nucleotides. RefSeq lists its product as hypothetical. NCBI's taxonomy places the organism in Eukaryota, Apicomplexa, Aconoidasida, Haemosporida, Plasmodiidae. The coding region runs from base 1 to 4254 and encodes 1417 amino acids. The transcript is spliced from 4 exons. The record is from RefSeq and is a predicted model, not a curated record. Gene Ontology annotation, molecular function: RNA polymerase II CTD heptapeptide repeat phosphatase activity.
AUGGAUACGGGAAAAAUAUUUUUGCCCCCUAACAUAGCUCUGCCGUGUAAGUUAAAAUGGGCUGUAGAUAACAACAGCAUAGUUAGCUCGAAUCAAAUAAUUGCAUUUCUCAUUGAAACGGGGAACGACCGCAUUGACGCGGAGCGAACGGGAGAAUCUCACACGCAGAGACCCCUCAUAGGCCAGUGGCCCACAGACGAAGGCUCUUCCGAGCGGAGGAACUUCCAUUUGGGAAGCAACGAAGCGGACGUUACACCCUAUGGAAAAUCAAAAAACGGAGAAGAAGGAGCAACCCGAUUAGCCACUCAAAAUGAUAACAACUGCGAAAAUACGCUCACGAAUGUGUGUGAAGAAAUACGCAGCAGUGUAGGAGAUCAUUACACAGAGAAUCUUCUAAGAAGAGACUCGGUCGAUGGUGUAGCUAGCCAAGGUACAUUUCCAGACAGGGAAACAAGCACAGACACAGGAGACAACCUCGAUGUAGGAAAUAAUCAAUCGGAGGAAAGAAGAAACGAAUCGACAAAUGAAAAAAAUAACUUCAUUAAUUUAAUUCUAAACAAUAAGAACAAUUGUGACAUUAAAAAAAACAGCUAUGUCACCUUGCGAAGUAGCAGUUAUGGCAGAAUCCGCAUAAUAAAACAGAACCCGUUUUCGGAAAAGGACGAAUAUAUCCACAUUAACAGUCCGAAUGAAUUGUUAUGCGAAAUUAGUGAUGAGAGGUGCAACCACGAAGUGAUUUUCUCGGGAUUAUGUACCAAUUGCUUCUUAAAUCAGGAAGAGAUUAACAAGAAUAAAGAAGAACAGAAAUAUUUCUUGUCCCCUGGGUUUUUAACCAACGAGAAGGAGCUGUACAUAAACACAGAUAAGGUCAUCGAUUUGGAGAAGGAACGAAUUAGUAACAUCAUUAAGAAUAGAAAAUUGUGCCUGGUGCUUGACCUGGACAACACCUUGCUGCAUGCAUCUUUUUUUGUUAUCUCGAUAAAUAUUAACAGCGAUGUGAUAAACAUUACGACAGAUAUUGACGAGGAGUUGGAGGGUGAACUGGGGUGCGCAGGGGGGGGUGACAAAGAUGGUGGAAAAUGUAGUGGCAACGGUGGUGGCGGCAAAGAGGAUCCCAUCGAUCACCGCAUCCACUAUCGCAGCGGAAAUGGUAACCCUCCGUGCAGCGCCCGACUCCGUGAUGCCACGAUUUCCCCCCACUGUGUAACCGAUUUCCCAUUCGAGGAAAACUGCGACUCGUUGGAGGGCGGCGCGAGGAACAGCAAGAAGGAGGACAACGUGGAGGUGGAGGAUGAGACAAGGGGGAUCAACGUCCACGGGGAGGAGGCCCUUCCCCAUGGCGUCCAGGAAUUCGAUGCGGGUGGAGGUCCAGAUGGUGAUGGCGAUUGUGAUGGUGAUGAGGAUUGUAAUGGCGAUAACGAUUGCGAUGACAUGUUAUCACCCGAAAUGAACCAAGACGAAAUGUACUCCAUUUUCUGCCAAAAAAAAAACAACGGAAUGGAUGACAUGAACAAAUAUCAGGACAUAAAAUCAAGCUAUGAAAAUUAUUGCGAUUUUUUGGCCAAAAUGAAUACCAUAAAUUUGUUAAAACAUAAUGGAAAAUUUAUACAUUAUGAAAAUUUGAAGGACAAAAAUAUAAAAAAAAAAAUCGAUAAAUUGGAACAUUCCGUCCUGAAAACAAAUGUGAAACAUCACAAAGGGUCAUAUACUAUUUAUUACAAAUUGAGACCUGGCGUGAUUCAAUUCUUACAAACAAUGAAUAGGAAAUAUGAAAUAUAUCUGUACACGAUGGGGACUUUGGAGCAUGCGAAAUCUUGUUUAUUAUUAUUGGAUCCCCUUAAGAAAUUUUUUGGGAAUCGAGUUUUCUCCAGGAAAGACAGUGUCAAUGGGUUGAAACAUUUGAAUCGCAUAUUGCCCACAUAUCGCAGUGUCUCCCUCUGCAUUGAUGAUAGUGAUUACAUGUGGAAGGAAAGCAGCUCGUGCAUUAAAGUACAUGGCUACAACUACUUCCCAGAGAUUAACUUCUUAGAGGAUAUUAAAAGGAAGCCCUACUUUUUAACGAAGUUUUUUGCUAUGGCACAGUCCUACUUGAAUUUCUCAUCUAACCUUUACGGAUUUAUUAAUUUUAAAUGCAGUGAAUAUGAAAGGAUGAGAAUUCAUCGUUUUAGAAGCGUGUUGUACAGCGAGUGCACGAGUUGGGGCGUCCCUUACAACGGCUCAAUGGCACUGGGUGGUGCGUGCCAGAUGGUCGAUCAGGGCUGCGCAGAGGAGGGUGAGGAUGACCUCUGCGAAGGGGAGAAACUGGGGCCAAUCUCUGGAGUAGCCAUUGGAGUGGCCAUUGGAGUAUCCACCGGGGUAGCCACCGGAGUAGCCACAGGAAUACCCUCUAGAACCUCUCGUGGUGACUCCUCGCAGCUGAGUGUAUACCAUUUCAAGGCGGAAAGCACCUCAGUGAAGGAAGAAAGGGAAGACGCGUUAGCUGUACGAAGAGGAAAUUCCCUUAGUGGAAACAGCGACAGCAGCAAUGAGGACGAAUUGGACGAGUCCUUCGAAGACAACUUCAUCGAUUUAGACAAAGAAUUCGAAACGGACAGUGAAGAGGGUGACAUUAGUGUGAUGGAUCCCAAGAUUGAAAGUAACUCGUGCAACCUAAAUUUACAAAACGGUUUGGAAUUUCUUGAUGACACGCAGGAUUAUACCAAGGAGAAAGAAGUACCGAUGCAGCAUUUUAGUGGAGAGCACGUCGAAAGUACCUUUAUCGUAGGAACGAAAAAAGGAAUUGUUAAGAGGGACCAUCUUUCGAAUUUUUAUCCAAAUGAUGAUACGCCUGACCGUGUGAACAACCCCAAUUUGUUCUACAUGGAAAAACCUACUGAGGAAAAUAUAAAUAAUAACUUCUCUCCACAGAGUGACAAUAAUUUUUUUGUGAAUGCAGAGGGUUUGAAUGGAAGAAGCCCCACUAGUAGUGUCCCCCUGAAUGAUAGAAGCUGUGCAGCUGAUUUGACAUCCGAAAGGUUCAUUCCGUUUGAGGACGAAAUUAUUUACAAGUUCAUUUCAGAGAGGAACUUUAGGAAGUACGAUAACUAUGUGGUGGGGUUUCUGCGCAGUUAUUUCAAGGGGGGGAGGCUGACCCGGGGGGGUGAAGGGAAACAGGAGGGGUUCGCCGAGGGGGAUGCUAGUGCGGAUAAUAGCAUUGGUGCUGAGGUGGGUCCUCAGAUAGGUGCUGGGGUAGAUGCUGAGGUAGAUGCUAACGUGGAUGCUGAGGUAGAUGCUGAUGUAGAUGGUGAGAUAGAUACUGAACCAUAUGCCGAUAUAGAUGCUGACGUGGGGGACGAUGAGGAGGGCCUCGCGGUUGGCGGGGAAACAGUCCGAGAGAACCCCCACAGGCGUCACCGCGAAGGAAAAGGCGACAAGGAAAUUAAGACAGAAAGGGAGGACCAGCAACUCUAUCGGGGGGGUCGAUUCAGAGGGGAGGCCUCCUCUACGCAGAACACUAUAAAGAGAGUAGAAAAAAAAAUAAAAAAAACGAAAGUAAAAAAGCUAAUUCAUUUUGGCAAUUUAAGGAAAAGAAAAUCUACCGACUUGAGAACAGUCAACAAGAGUGAUGACCCAAGUCAGCCUCCCCCAUCGACUGGAAGGGAUAGCGAUCAGAAUCUAGGUAAAGACGGAGCAUCAAAUCAAAAUGAAUACUACGAAAGCUUUUGUAUACCCAAGAAUUUCAACGAAGGAAAUUAUAAAGACAAUGAUAAGCAGCUACAUUAUUUAACAGCCAUACUGGACGAAAUACAUCACAUUUUUUACAAAAUUUUUGAGCAUUUUAAAAUACAUAAAACGAAUGAAAGGAAUGAAGAGGAUCAGAUAUACAAUUACUUUUUGCGUUACCCGAUAGUUAGGACCAUAUUGAUUGAAUUCCGCAGACAUGUUUUGAAGGACUGCACCUUCAACGUUUCGCAACUGUCCGAUGAGAUACGGAGGAGCGAUUUUAUGGAUCACAUUUUGAAGUUAGGCGGAACCAUAAACAAUGAAAACUACACGCACAUUUUAACAGUAAACAAUUUCAUAAAAAAUGAGAAUUGGAAAGAUGCCAAGGUUACAAAUUUGAUGUGGAUUGAACGAGCCUUGUACACAUGGACGAAGGUCGACACGAAGCAUUACGACAUGAGCUCGUGGGACAAAAUGCACAGAAACUUCUGGGACGUCAUUGAAUAUGAAGAAAAAAAGAAGAAAAAAAUGAAGUCAAGUGUGUCGAAGUGA